UAUGUAGGUUCCAGAGCCGUGUGCGCGGGCCCGGAGGAGGAAUCAACAUUUAGAGGAGACGGAGUAUUUUUAGCGACCAGUGAGAAGGCCAACGCCAACCAGCCACUUAGCUAACGCCUAGAAAUAAAAUUUAUCUGACUACUAACAUUAGCUGGUGGGCAGACAUGCUAGGUGUAUUUACUGUCUUUGCCAACACUGGCUAAGUCAACGUUAGCAAACAGGACAGCUCAUAAGCUAGUAGCCGCUAGUUAGCUUAUGUUAUCUAGCCAUAUAUGAGCUUAACUGUUUAUUUACGUUACUCAAAAAAGCUUAUGUUGCUCUUCCUCUUGCCGUAACUAUAUUUACGCUGGCCUAAAUCUAUUUAAGUCCCCUGCGUACAGUGUGUGCUGAAGGGUGAGUCAGGAUGGUGGACCAGCAGCAGCCGCCACAGCCUCUGUGGGAACAGAUAGGAACCAGCUUUGUGCAGCACUACUACCAGAUGUUUGACUCUGACAGAGCACAACUCGGGUCCAUAUAUAAUGAUACAUCAUGCCUUACAUGGGAAGGACAACAGUUCCAUGGAAAAAGAGCAAUUGUUGAGAAACUUGCUAGUCUCCCCUUCAUAAAAAUAGCGCAUAGUAUAACAGCGCAGGACCACCAGCCAACUCCAGACUCCUGCAUCUUGAGUAUGAUUGUAGGACAGCUAAAAGCAGAUGAUGACCCCAUCAUGGGUUUCCAUCAGAGUUUCAUCCUGAAGAACAUUAACAAUGCAUGGGUGUGCACCAAUGACAUGUUCAGGCUGGCCAUUCACAACUUUGGUUAACCCGCCCUCCCGCUCUGGUGGGCAGGGGCGGCCGUAGUGAAGGGCACCGUGUGAUGAAGUAUGGAGGGAGGGCAGGGAGGAGUUGAGGAUGGAGAGAAGAGAACACUCAUCCCUCCCUCCUGCUGUCUCAUUUUCGCCUGUUUGACAAACAAAUGGAUUCUAGAUGUCAAUCACUGAACCUCAUCCAGGUGGGUUUUCAGACCACCCCCAGCCAGUUUUUCUUUGCUGUGAGCCGGCCGACCAAUCAGAUGCCCCUGUCUGCCACUCCGCUGAUCUGCAUGAUGCUGGGAGCCCCUCCCCCUUCAUUGCGAUAUCUACACUCAAGCCACCAGAAAGACGAAACAGCUGACCAACGCCAUUAACUGAUACUCUGCUCCGCGCUCCACCCCUCUUUACUUAACGCUAACCCAUUCUUCUCUACUGUUGACUCCACUGCUGUCAACUCAGUUCUGUUAGCACUGUUGUCGACUGGUUUGUAGAUCCAUGUUCAGGUUCAGCGUCGGCUUCUCCAGCUCCGACUUCUUAUGUUGUAAGUUGCUUUUAGAUGCCGCUUGUGUGUUGCCUUAGUGUGUUAAACUGAGUUUUAUCUUCCUUUACAUGAUUCACUGAUUCAAUUAUUCUCAUGCCAAGUUUUGCUUUUGCAAACCAAUGAGUCAUGGAGGACAUAAAAUUUGACCCUGCUCUCUCUCUCUCUCUUGCUCUUUCUCAAUCUGUCUUAAUCUCUCACACACUUUUGGCAGUUAACCAUGGACUACAGCCACGAUAGACAAUAAAACCUGGACUUUUUUCUUAA
Scatophagus argus is the source of this 1595-nucleotide messenger RNA. It is a transcript of the gene nutf2, whose product is annotated as nuclear transport factor 2. Bases 404 to 802 code for a protein of 132 amino acids. The transcript is spliced from 5 exons. Lineage: Eukaryota; Metazoa; Chordata; Actinopteri; Scatophagidae. The record is from RefSeq and is a predicted model, not a curated record. Gene Ontology annotation, cellular component: nuclear pore central transport channel. Gene Ontology annotation, biological process: protein import into nucleus.